Molecule: messenger RNA, 4024 nt
Organism: Diprion similis
Lineage: Eukaryota; Metazoa; Arthropoda; Insecta; Hymenoptera; Diprionidae
Gene: armi
Product: probable RNA helicase armi
Exons: 7
Coding region: 387-3878 (1163 amino acids)
Molecular function (GO): helicase activity
Source: RefSeq, a predicted model, not a curated record
UGCGCUUCAAUUCUAACCUAGCUGAUCCAACUUCACCCAGCCGGGCAUUAAAUAGCGCAAAAAAAGCAAAAAUUUAUGGGAUAUACGAUGAAGGUAUCCACUUUGAAGAAGAAGAGCUAGAAAUCUAAUCACAUAGAAUAAUGAACCCUCCUGGCUUGUCAUCGGGAGGAUUAGCCUCGACAGAUCAAAAUGAAUCCCAAGAUUUAGAACUGACGCAGAGCAAGAUAUUCAGUCAAAUUAAAUCCAACAUUGACGUUCAGAAACAACAGAAAAAUCUUGUCAAGGACUUGCACCUUAAGCGAGUAAAAUCGUUGCGUAAGGAAUUGGAUUACCUGAAGGCCACCGAGUGGAGAUAUCAUCGACCGACAGAAAGAUAUUAAGUAAAAAUGGUAUCCUUGUUAUACGGUGUAUUUAAGCAAAUGCUUGGUUUCUCUGAGCCUCCGGAGCCAGAUUUAGCUGAUCUGAUACAACAGUUGGAGGGCGAUCAGAAUGUGAAUCUAAACAACUGCGAUAAUCAAGAGAUAACUGAAGAAGAAAUAGAAGGAUGUUUUCACAAAACUGGUAUCGUAACGGAAAUUAGGUCCGAAUACUUCAUAAUAGACGAUAAAUAUGAAUGCCAGAACGUAAAUGCUUCUAUCGGAGAAAUCCGAGUCGGAGUCAAAGUCUAUUACCUGGCGUUCCAGAGGACAAAGAAUGAGGAGAUGAAGAUAAAAAAAAUUUUAUCAAUCAUUGAUGACGAGUGGGAUAAUGAAGUGGCAACUUUAACCGAAGAUACAGUAAAAUCCCAAAUGCUGAAACGAGUUAUUGUUGGAAAGGUCAUGCGCAGACAGCAGAGGAUGGUUUUCGUUGAGCCUGGCCAAAUUUCCUUCAGCCUUGACGAAAUCACUGCUGAAUUUUUGCCUAUCGUCGGAGAUUGGGUCAAGCUUCAAACCAUAGUGGCGGUUGACGAUAACGUCGUAGAUUUUAGCGGAGAAGUUCUUCAGGUUGACAAAAUCUUUCCUCUAAGGUCACAACUCGCCACUGGUGUCGUAUCCGCCUAUGACGUCAAAUCUGGUUCUGGUACUAUAGAACGUAACAUAGUUUUCAACAAAUCGAACUGUGAGCCUGGAUAUAUUCCGUGCAUAGGCGAUAAAGUCGUCGCGGAUAGCAUCGAAAGUGAUCAAGGAAUGUACACGUGGAGGUCACUGUCGGUAGUUCCGCUAAUGCAACAGGCAUCGCAAAGCAAACUGCUUGAUAAACAGGCUCAACGAGAAACUGUAAACGGAAAGCAAGAAACUUUUGGAGAAGAAAAAUAUGGGAUAGUUGUCACGACCGAUUUGACGUUCGAUUUGCAAUUGCUUGAAAAGAGGGAUAUUUCGGUAGAGAUAAAAAAUAAUGGAUCUCACCCACAGACGUUGCUCAAAGGAUGUUUUCUGUCAAAAAAAUCUAUGUCGCAAUUGACUUUAUUACAACCAAAAAUAGAUACUGCGUCAGUAUUGCAGCCCUCGGAAUCGCUAACAUAUAUAUUCAGAUGCCAGGCAAAAUUUGUCGGAUAUUCGGAAGAAAUGUUUCUGUUCAUUUUCAAACACCUGAAAGUACGUCGUACCUUCCGCUUCAAUGUUAGUUUGAAAAACUCUGUGAAUCAUAAUGUGCAAAGCGGCGAAAGUGCCACGGGAAACAAAAUUUACAAGCAAAAUGAGUUCGAUCCAUCGACCUGUGUUGCUGGAGUGAGAACCUGUCAAGCACCAAAGUUUAUUACUGUGAGGCCGGGGAUAUUCAAAACUCCCCAACGUUUAUGGGAUGUGGUAUUGCGCUUAGAAAAUGAUAAAAUACCUUUUCGGAGCGGCGUUGUGGCAAUAGAAGAAACUGUGCCUUGCUUAUAUGAAGAAUUGACAUUUCAAAAUUACAAAGAUCGAUUUCACAAUCUGUUGUACUUGGAAAGCAUAGCCGAUUCCAUAGCUUUACAACGAUACGACAUUAGCAGUACAGUCUUGAGAUUUUGUGGAGAAUUUCUUGCCCUUGCAGUGCCAGGGCUAGCAGAAAAACGACCCUCGCUGUUAGUUGGAGACAGAGCCAUAGUUUCCUUCAAUUGGGACUCCAGCAAAGGUGAAACAAAGUACGAAGGAUGCAUUCACGAGGUAAAGAACUCGGAGGUUUUAUUGAAGUUCAAUCCAUCUUUUCACGAAAAAUAUAACGGCGAACGAUGUGAAGUAACAUUCAAGUGCUCCCAAACAUCGUCAAGUCGUUGUCAUACAGCCGUCAACUUGUCGAUAAAUCAUUUAGGAAAAGAGUUUUUAUUUCCAACAAGAAUUGUACCCAAACCACCGCAAUUGGAACUUUUGGAAACAAGUGACGAUGAAGAAUCCAGAAACAGUACGUUUGUGCGACAAAAUGGUGUUACUCCAGACCUGAAGCCAAAUGUGCAGGCCUCUUCUAAGACUGGAGAAGCUGAUUCGUGUGUUUCGCAAAUAAAGAAACGCAAAUUGGUCUGGUUCAAUAGGGCGUUGAAUUAUUACCAGAAAGAGGCUGUGCGUAACAUUUUGCAGAGUCCAGCCCACCCGUUGCCUUACGUCAUAUUUGGGCCACCAGGAACAGGAAAAACAAUAACUCUUUGCGAGACGAUAUUGCAGAUAUUCAAAACCAUACCUGAAAGCAGACUGUUGGUUGCAACACCUUCGAAUAGUUCGGCCAAUCUGAUAUCGGAAAGACUUUUAGACAGCGGAGUUUUGAAACCGGGUGAUUUGGUCAGAUUGAUAGGGUUUCAUUGCACCACAGAUGGUUCAAUUCCGCAAAAACUAAUCCCGUAUUGCGCUGUGGGUGACUUGGCUCGAGAGGGUACUCGAAAUACUCCUGAACACUAUGCCAAUGGCAUAAGACCGAGCUGCAGUGCAAGUGUUUUGGGACGGCACAGAAUCACAGUUGGUACUUGCAUCUCGUUGGGUAUACUGCACAACAUGGGCUUUCCUCGAGGUCACUUCACCCACGUCUUUGUCGACGAAGCUGGACAAGCUACAGAGCCAGAAAUAUUAGUGCCAUUAAAUUUCAUUCAUGCCGAUACCGGGCACGUAGUUUUGGCUGGAGACCCAAUGCAGCUUGGACCUGUCGUCCAAAGUAAAUACGCAUCGCAUUUUGGACUCGGGUUAUCUUUUCUAUCUCGGUUGCUUCAGCGGUUCCCUUACCAAAGAGACUUGGAGGGAUUCAAGAGGGGCUAUGAUCCACGACUAGUUACUAAACUCAUUAUGAACUAUCGCAGCUUGCCAGAAAUUCUCGAACUUCCGAAUUCGUUGUUCUACGAUUCUGAGCUCGAAGCGCAGAUUACAACGCAAGGAAAAGAGGGCGACUUGCUCACCUCAGUCGCUAGUGAUUUGCCUGAACGCGACGAAUUUCCUCCUGCGAUAGUUUUCCAUGGCGUUCUCGGCGAGAAUUAUCAGGAUCAAGACAGCCCGAGCUGGUAUAAUCCGGAAGAAGCUGCUCAGGCUUACUUUUAUAUACUAAAACUUUACAGCCAUGGGCUUGAUCCUGACGAUAUUGGGAUUAUAGCACCUUACACGAAACAAGCUCGUCAUAUUCGGGAUUUGCUUUCGGAGAUGAAUACAACAUUGCCAAAAGUUGGCAGUGUGGAAGAGUUUCAAGGACAAGAACGAAAUGUUAUUAUUCUAUCGGCAGUCAGAUCGAUAAGCGAUCUAGUCCAAGAAGAUGUUAAACGAUGUCUUGGUUUCAUCGCUUCUCCACACCGUUUGAAUGUCGCUAUUACCAGGGCUCGAGCACUACUGAUUAUUCUGGGAAACCCACAUUUAUUAUCACAAGAUCCUUACUGGAGAACAGUGAUUACGUAUUGCAUUGAAAAGAAUUCUUACACUGGCUGUGACUUGGGUUUGUCAACGAUUAUCAAUGAGUAGUGCAGAUCAAUUUUUUUUCUUAACUGUAACUGUACAUCUAUGAUUUAUUAUAUACGAGAUGAAGAAAAUGUUCCUAAAAGUUGUCUAGAUAUGUUAGUUAGAAUAGUGCUAUUAAAAUAUACAAUUUUUAACUUUUUAAAGUGAAC